AUGGGCACCAAACCAAGCAAAUUACGUCAUUUAUUACAUCAACAAAAAUAUUCUUCAAAUAAAAAUUAUUCCCCUCAACUCAAUUUAAAAAAGAAUAAAUUAAUAAUUUUAAAAAGAGCAGUUGCUGGAGCAUCUUAUACAGCAACAACAAAAUGGAAGAAUAAUAAUAAUAAAUCUGGAAGUAUAAUAGAAUUGAUAGAUGAUAUUGAAUUAAAUGAGUAUAAACAAAAUGAAGAUAAUAUUGAAAUUGAAGAAGCAAAUAAAUUUAAAAGCCAGGAAAAUGAGGUAGUUAUUAAUAGAGCUUGA
This is a messenger RNA of Meloidogyne enterolobii, 306 nucleotides long. The record is from the annotation of a GenBank genome assembly. Lineage: Eukaryota; Metazoa; Nematoda; Chromadorea; Rhabditida; Meloidogynidae.